This is a messenger RNA of Pterocles gutturalis (yellow-throated sandgrouse), 523 nucleotides long. It is a transcript of the gene FAM78B, whose product is annotated as family with sequence similarity 78, member B. The record is from RefSeq and is a predicted model, not a curated record. The transcript has a single exon. The annotation marks the transcript as partial. NCBI's taxonomy places the organism in Eukaryota, Metazoa, Chordata, Aves, Pterocliformes, Pteroclidae.
AUCAAGCUGGGAGCUGCCCGACCUGCGUGAAGGAAGAGUAAAAGCCAUCAGCGACUCGGAUGGCGUGAGCUACCCCUGGUACGGAAACACCACAGAAACUGUCACCCUGGUCGGGCCCACCAACAAGAUCUCCAGGUUCUCAGUGAGCAUGAAUGACAAUUUCUACCCCAGCGUGACGUGGGCUGUCCCGGUGAGCAACAGUAACGUGCCGCUGCUGACCAGGAUUAAGAGAGACCAGAGCUUUACCACGUGGCUGGUGGCCAUGAACACCACCACCAAGGAAAAAAUCAUCUUGCAGACUAUAAAGUGGAGGAUGCGAGUGGACAUUGAGGUUGACCCCAUGCAGCUCCUGGGGCAGCGGGCACGACUGGUGGGAAGGACUCAGCAGGAGCAGCCCCGGAUCCUCAGCAGGAUGGAGCCCAUCCCACCAAACGCACUAGUGAAACCCAACGCCAACGAUGCCCAGGUCCUCAUGUGGAGACCCAAGCGAGGACAGCCGAUCGUCGUCAUACCUCCCAAGUAG